Molecule: messenger RNA, 1771 nt
Organism: Geodia barretti
Lineage: Eukaryota; Metazoa; Porifera; Demospongiae; Tetractinellida; Geodiidae
Source: the annotation of a GenBank genome assembly
CACUGCAGUUAACCCUACAGUAGCAGCUCCACCACAAACCUCAGCUGUAGCUAGUCAGACAAACCAACAUCUUGGAUAUCCUCAACCACCUGCUGCAACACCCUACAUCUCUACACACCAACCCUCUACCCAUGCAUUUCAACCACAAUCCAUACCUCAACACCUAAACCAAGGUCCCUUUUACAACCCAUUUCCGUAUCAUCCACUCCCACCACAAUAUCUCCCACAGCAGUCUCAUGUAGUAUACCCACACAUCCCUCCUACUCCUACUUACCUUCCCUAUCCCUACUUUCCUCUGCCAUACCAACAUGGCCCACCUCCACAAGUAGCAACCUCUGCAGUCUUCCCACACAAUGUCCCAGAGACUGGUGCCCCUGCUGCCAAGAGACCUAGAGAACAGUCACUAGUGAGGCCACACCCCCAGCCUCGCCCACUCCCCAGUCAACAGCCUUCUACAAUUCAGAGGAAACCACCACUAGUCACUCAGUACAUUGACUAUGUGAGGACAGUGUACAAAGUCAGUGAGUAGAGAGAGAUACACGUACUGCAAAAUGGCCCCCAACUCCCAGUAAGGUCUACAUCAAUCUGGUAUGUAUAGACCGUACAAAGGUUGGGCAAAGGAGUGAAUACGAAGAGGUGACAAAGGCUAUGGUUCGAUAUGGUGAUGUUGAUGUCGUACAUGGCAAAAAGUGGCCAAUCGACUUUAAUGAAAUAGCAGCUGGGAUUCCUGAUAUUGGUCUAGAGCAAGUUGUACUAGUGGAGGGUGCUCCAGGUGUGGGCAAGUCAACAUUUGCAUGGGAGUACUGUAGGAGGUGGGAGAGAGGGGAGAUAUCUCAGCAGUACCAGUUGGUCCUACUUCUCAGACUCAGAGAUGAGAGAAUGAGCAAAGCCAAGACUCUCAGGGAUCUAAUCAUGCAUGAUUCAGAAGAUGUACGUCAAGCAGUAACUGCUGAUCUGGGGCAGAGUCAUGGUUCAAAAACACUAAUCCUACUAGAGGGGUUUGACGAGCUUCCAGACACCUGUCGUACUCCACAGUCUAUAUUCCUUCGACUUAUAUGUGGUGAGCUAUUGCCGCUGGCUACUGUGAUGGUCACCAGUCGACCUUGGGCUACAGGAAUGUUUCUUGAGCAUUACAAGCAUCGUUUGCUCCAACAUAUUGAGAUAAUGGGCUUUACCACUCAACAAAUAUCAGAAUAUAUAAAGAGUGCCUUACCUGAGAAUGAAGCUAAAAACCUGGAGUCUUAUGUUAACAAUCGUCUUCAGAUCAGAGGCUGCAUGUACAUCCCUCUGAACAGUGCUAUUGUGGUGACAGUAUAUCAGGACAGACAGGCCAGUGGGUGUCCUCUGCCUACAACACUAACUGAACUAUACACUGAUCUGGCACAAAUACUGCUAGUUCGAUACCUACAUGGUCAUCCCGAGCUGGAGAAAGGCAGUGAUAAACAUAGAAUUAGGAUUUUUAAAGAUCUGAAUGUCCCACAUGGAGUUAAGAGAUAUUUUACUGAACUGUGUGAAUUAGCAUACAGAGGCAUCGUAGGGGAAAGUGAAGGGACUUUUGAAGACCUAUCUUUGUUACAGAGGCAUUGUAAGGGAAAGGCAGGUACAGCUGAUAUUCAAAGAGUCGGAGCUACCAGCAGACUUUGACAAUCUUGGGUUCAUGGACUCUGUCACUGAGCUCUAUGUAACUCGUGGGACAGUCUCGUCCCACAACUUCCUACAUCUGACAUUUCAGGAGUUCUUUGCUGCAGUCCACAUCUCUACCAUGUCACCA